AUAUGCAAAGUUAAAUGACAACCGUGUCAAAUAUUUUAUUCGGGAACAAAUAUUAUUUCCAGGUCUAGUUUUAAUAAUGGCUGCAACUAAUCACACCCACAUCGAUUACGUAGACAUCGAAGAUCCAUUCGAAUACGAAGACUACGAAUACGACGAAUACAUGAAAAUUUCGUCUGCUUUAACAAUUUUUCAAAAAAUCACCGACGUUUUUGAGUUAUUUUAUUACACUCUCAUCGUUUUAACCGACAUUAUUCUCAUUAUUUUAAUACUUGGUAAUAGUAAAUUGAAAGGGAUCAAAUCGAACAAAUCGAUAAUGCAUUUCAGUGUAUUUAAUUUGAGUUUAAUUUUGUCCUUUCCUAUGUUUUCGAUUAUAUUCCCUUUAUUCAAUUUGAAUAGAUUCGUCAAUCGGAAUUUUUAUUGUUUCGAAUUUCAGCUACAAUCCACUGCAGUUCUAGGAAUCUUCUUAACUGGUUUCGUACUGUCCUUUCAUUGGCUGGUCGAUAUUAAUUACCAAACCGCGAACCCUGUUUUUAAAACAUUCGAUUCCUUCUCGAUUCUCAUCACUUACGUAUUAUGUUUUCUCAAAUUAAUAAUCGAUAUUCCUUCUUGUUUCCUGCAUAUAAAUGCAUGGAAUGUUAUAAUAUUAAUACUUUUAGUUUUAUUUAUAAUAAUUUUCGUACUAGUUUGCGAUUGCAAAAGAAAAACUAUAAAUAAACAAAAAAAUUAUCCAUUAACCAUAGCUAAUAUUAUAAUUUUAAGUUGGAUGCCUUUGUUCAUAUUUCAUUUGUUAAUCGAAUCGUUAAGAUUCGAAUAUAUAGCGAGAAAAAUUCUAGAAUCGAUUCUUUUCAUACCGGAAUUAAUGGCGUUCGGAAGUCCUAUUAUAAUAAUUAUUUGGUUAGGUUUUAAUAAUAAACAAUUUAAAUCUGGUUUAAAAAAUCUUUUAAAUCGAUUUACGUGCCGUUCGAAUGUUGAUUAUACCAUCAAAGAUGAUUCUGAAGAUGACGAAGAUGCUGGUAAUGGAGAAGAUGAAGCUGCUAUUUUGUAACAAAUUUAUAUUAUUCCAACAAAAAAAUCCAUAAAAUUAAAGGUAAUUACUAUUAUAUAUUACUAAGAAAAUAUUUCUUUCGUUCUAAUAUCGUUUUCAUUAUUUAUCUAUGGUCUGUUAUCGAUGUCACAAAUGUCACUGUCACAAGUGUCAAUUUUGAUUAAUCGGAAUAAAAUAAUAGAGGUUAUUUAAUGUAGGUCAAGAAAUAUUGUUUAUUUAAGAGAGAGUUAAAGAAAUAAACGUUUUUAUUUCGAUUAAUUUGUAAAUCAUCUUAGAAAACGACAUUUAAUUUGUGAAAUUUGUGUAAAAAAAUAAAGCACGAGGUUACACAAGUAUGGAUUGAUGUCACAUUUAGGUCCGGCUAUUUGAAAUAAUGCCAAUAGACACAAUUGGAGGAUUUGGAGGAUCAAGGUCAACAAAAAAAAUAUUUACAUUUGUUAGUAGAUCAUUUUACAAGAUAUACUUAAGUUUUAACUUCAAAGACACAAACAGCUGAUGAUUUCAUAAAACUUAUAAAGUGUUUGUAUGAUUUCAACUGAUCAAUAUCCAGGGAUAAAUUCAAAGGAAUUUAAAGAAGUUUUAAAAGAUCAAGGAAUACUUCUGAUAUUUACAGCAGUAAAUGUACCAUUUACAAUUGGUUUAAAUGAAAGAUUGCAUCAAACUUUAGUAAAUAAAAUUAAAUGUACAAUAAAUGAAGGACGGAAAAGCUUGGACAACAAUAGCUUAAGAAUGUAUGAAUAAAUAUAAUGAAACCAAUCACUCAAGAACCGGAUUUAUACCAAGUUAUUUACUGUAUGGAAAAUAUGUAAGGAUUUUACCGAAUGAAUUAAAACUGGAAAAGUUAUUCAUUAUAACAAGUUGGGGUACAGACACAAGUGUCUAUUUUGAUUAAUUAGAAUCAGAUAAUAGAGGUUAAUUAAUGAAGGUCAAGAAAUAUUGUUUAUUUAAGAGAGAGUUGAAGAAAUAAACGUGUUUAUUUCGAUUAAUUUGAAAAUCAUCUUACCUCAGCUAAUACAAAGUUUGGGGCUUUUAUUUGUACAAUUUUUCAAACAUAAGUUGUACAGAACAAUACAAAAAAAGUUUGAAUAGGCCAAAAUACUUGUCUAUUAAAAAUAAAGGGAGAAAUAUUUAGAAAAUUCUUUUGAAAUUCAUACUAGUGAUUUUUUAUAUUAUAUAUCAAAAUUUAAACUCGUAUACAUAUAUAAUCAGUAUGACAGAAUGUUCCCAACAGAAAGCAGCUUGUAAGGAUUUAUACAAUGAUGUUUUAAGCAAUUCAAUAGAAUGUGAAGUGUCUCAAGGUUCAAUAUUCCGUGCUACAACGUUUCUAAAACUUUUCGCUGACUACGGGAAUGUAUUUUGAUGGUUCAAGAAGUAACUGGCCCAACAGAACACAACAAAUUUGGAAAAAAUAUAGACAAAAAAAGACAUUUCUACAAAAUAAACAAACAGAAAUAAUUAAAUAGUUGUAAAAACAUAAUAUAAACCACUCGCUGAAUUCUAGAAUUCAAUUAUAACCGAACACGACCUGCUCCGCGGUCCAUAUUUUGGACGAGUUCGGAACAAUUCCAUACAUUUAUAUCUUAUUUGUUUUGUAGUUAUUUACAAGGUCUUGUCCAUAAAUUACAAGCGAUUUUUCGACAUUAAAACGUUCUUAGUUUCUCGUGAAUCAAAUAUUUUAGGAAAAAACGGACUUUAGCUGUUUGGAAGUUUUAUUAUAUAUGUUAUAAUUGUAUAAAUGUUAUUUUACACGAAAAUAAUCGAUCUAUAACUUGAAAUAAUAGAAAAUAAAUGAUACGUCUAUGGACUAGGAA
Messenger RNA from Diorhabda sublineata, 2856 nucleotides. RefSeq lists its product as uncharacterized. The transcript is spliced from 2 exons. The record is from RefSeq and is a predicted model, not a curated record. Bases 77 to 1045 code for a protein of 322 amino acids. Lineage: Eukaryota; Metazoa; Arthropoda; Insecta; Coleoptera; Chrysomelidae.